AUGACGAGCUCUGCCGGUGCGGUCAAGCGAGUUGCGAUCCUUUACCAGGCCCUGGAUCCACCACUGAUCAAUGGCGUUCGCAAGCCUAAAAAACCGAGUGGGUACAAGGACUCUGGCGCGGACAUAGCGUACGUGUUCAAGCACGGCGGCGAAGUCGAGGUGGUGACGCCAAGCGCAUCGCCGGACCCUGCCAGCGACGAGGACUGGUGCUUUCCCGACACCGAGGCCGGCAUCGCGGACGCCGUCGGCAGGCGCGCGACCCAUCUGUGGGCGAACACGAUCGUAUUUGCGCAGCAUCCCUUGCAGACGUCGCCGGGGCUCGAGGCCGUCGCCGACGAGCUCCGCGUCGUCGGCCAGCCGCCCAGACUGGUGGACCUGUACGACGACAAGGACGUCGUCAACGAGAUGUUGCGGUCCAAGGGCUUCGGCCUGCCGCGCGCGCAGCUUGUUCGGGACCCGGCCGAGCUCGAGCAGGCGGCGAUGCUGACGCACCUGGCUCGGGGGCCGCUGGUCGCGAAGCCGGCGAGCUGUUCGCGCAGAGGUCCUCCGUUAUCCUCGAGGAGUACCUCGCCGGCCAGGAGGCCACCGUGA
Molecule: messenger RNA, 591 nt
Organism: Verruconis gallopava
Lineage: Eukaryota; Fungi; Ascomycota; Dothideomycetes; Venturiales; Sympoventuriaceae
Exons: 2
Coding region: 1-591 (196 amino acids)
Source: RefSeq, a predicted model, not a curated record